AUGGUAAAGAGGUUUCUUGCCAAGCUGGAAGAGGGGGACGUGGUGAAUCGCUUGGCCCGAGGGCGCGCACGGGCUGGGCGCCGAGCAGGGAUUCGCGUUGGGGAGCGCAAAGAGGCGCCCUCGGGGCGGAAAAUUACCGAGGCGGAGGAUCGGGGAGGGAAGCGCCUGUCCCUUGGGAGCUCCUCCUCCCGGCCCUGCCCGUCCAGGCAGCCCCGGGGUGAGAAGCGGAGCACGUGGGUGGCCGUCCCCGUACAAAGACAAGACCAAACGAUCAGCAAAUGUGAAGUUCACACCCUGUCGAAGAGCUUCCUGCCUCCUCACGUGAAAGGCUGCAGUUGCCGUGGCAGCGUGCGUCAUGGAAACUUCCUCUUAGGCAGGUCUGCGGAGAAACGGAAACCAAAGCGCCAGGCAGCUGAGGCCUGUCUGGAAGUCAGACACCUCUCGUGUGCCAAGAAACGGACUCCCUUCUUCAGCCUUCUUACGAGGUACCGAGUCGGGCAGCUCUACACCAUCAGUAAGCACAGCCACCAGGAGAGCGACAAAGGCGAAGGGGUGGAGGUGGUGAAGAACGAGCCGCACGAGGACCCCGUCCACGGCCCCGGCCAGUUCACGGAGAAGCGGGUGCACCUGUCCAGCAAGCUUCCCAGCUGGGCGCGGGCAGUGACGCCGCGGAUAUUCUACAUCACCGAGAAGGCCUGGAAUUAUUACCCGUAUACGAUCACAGAGUACACGUGUUCCUUUCUGCCCAAGUUUUCCAUCUACAUAGAAACCAAAUAUGAGGAUAAUUGCGGAGACAAUGCCAACAUCUUCCACAGUGACAAAAUCUUGGGGGACCACGAAGUGAUGUUUCUGGACAUUGCGUUUGACGAAAUCCCGGAGCGCUACUACCGGAGCCCCGAGGAUCUCCGCUUCUUCAGCUCAACGAAGACGGGCCGCGGUCCACUGAGGGAGGGCUGGCGGGAACAAACCCAGCCCAUCAUGUGCUCCUACAAGCUGGUGACAGUCAAGUUCGAGGUGUGGGGGCUGCAGACACGGGUGGAGCAGUUUGUCCACAAGGUCAUCCGGGACAUUCUGCUGAUCGGGCACCGGCAAGCUUUCGCCUGGGUGGACGAGUGGUGUGACAUGUCCCUGGAGGAGGUCCGUGCCUUCGAGACUCAGAUGUACAUGGCCACAAACAAAAACUUCGGCAGCCAGGAACUCUAGCUUCCCCGCCUGGCCAGCCCCGCUCAGGACUUCCGUUUUAGAUGACGAUGGACGAGGUGCGCCAGUACGAAAGGGAGACGCAGGAGGCCACCAACGAGAUCGUCGGC
Gekko japonicus is the source of this 1310-nucleotide messenger RNA. Its product is annotated as cytoplasmic phosphatidylinositol transfer protein 1-like. The record is from RefSeq and is a predicted model, not a curated record. NCBI's taxonomy places the organism in Eukaryota, Metazoa, Chordata, Lepidosauria, Squamata, Gekkonidae. The coding region runs from base 1 to 1203 and encodes 400 amino acids. The transcript has 14 exons. Gene Ontology annotation, molecular function: phosphatidylinositol binding; phosphatidylinositol transfer activity. Gene Ontology annotation, cellular component: cytoplasm. Gene Ontology annotation, biological process: phospholipid transport.